UGGAUUGUCCCAGUCAGUUCAGGGGUUUGCCUGGUUACAAGGUCACAGCCCAGGGAGCACUGGACUCCGGACUGCAGCUGGGCGGAGGUAAACAACAGGACUAUAAAUAUCGAAGCUCCGGGCCACUCUUUGCAGUGCGCAGUUGCUGAGCGGAGAGGAAGCUGCCUGGUCCGAAGGGGCCCUUGCAGAGACAGCCCCAGCCAUGUGGAGUGGCCUCGGGUUUGCCCUGGCUCUCUGCCUCCUGCCCUGGGCGGGAGCGGGGAGCCAAGGGCAGAGCUCCUUCUGUAAGGAGCCUCCAGCCUGGAGCAUCGGGGAUCAGGACCCGAUGCUCAACUCCCUCGGCUCAGUCACCGUGGUUGCCCUUCUCCAAGCCAGCUGAUCCUUCUGCAUUACGCAGGCAUCCAGUCUGGAAGACCUGCGAGUAAAACUGGAGAAAGAAGGCUUUGCUAAUAUCUCCUAUGUUAUUGUUAAUCAUCAAGGACUCUCUUCUCAAUCAAAAUAUGUGUAUCUUAAAAAGAAGGUUUCAGAGCAUAUUCCUGUUUAUCAACAAGAAGAAAACCAAACAGAUGUCUGGACUCUCGUAGAUGGAAGCAAAGAUGACUUCCUCAUAUAUGACAGAUGUGGCCGCCUCGUGUAUCAUCUUGGCCUGCCUUACUCCAUCCUAAGUUUCUCAUACGUGGAACAGGCCAUUAAGCUCACUUACUGCGAAGAGAAAUGUGGGAACUGCUCUUUCACGAUCCCAGACAAUGAAGACUUCUGUAAAAAUGUGUCCUUGGCCACCAUGAGAAAAACGACCAAGGCCCCGGAGCUGCAGCCCCACCACCACCACCACCACCACCACCACCGGCACAGGCACGGCCACAGGCAUGGCCACAGGCAUGGGCACGCGCAUGAUAAGCACGGCCAGCCCUCAGAGAAUCAGCAUCCAGAAGCACCACAUGAGUCUGAGCAUCCCCCUUCUCUGAGCCUUCACCACCACCAUAAGCUCAAGGGCCCCCAAAGACAGGGUGACCAUAUCAACUGUGAUGUGCCAGGGAGUGAACCACUACAACUUUCUUCACAAAAGAAACCCUGUGGAAGGAGAUGUAUAAAUCGAUUACUCUGAAAGUUGCCCAAAGAUUCAGAAUUAGCUCCUAACAGCUGAUGCUGACAUUGUCGGCAUCUGAUAUUUGAAAAAACAGGGUCUGCAAUCACCUGACAGUGUCAGGAAAGCCUCCCCUCUCUAUGCAGCUGACAGGGGCUGUGGGCAGAGGAGAAGGUCAUUGAAUCUUGUCAGUGACGUUCGCCUCUAGCCCCCUGACAGGGGGGUCAGGAGAUCCAGCCCACAGAAGCCAGCACCAUCUGAAGCUGAAAAGAUAAGGCAGAAAUGUGAGCAUGACCUUCAAACUAAACAUUUAAAUUGGAUACACUCCCAAGUCAAUCUCACAAUUUCACUUUUGGCAUUUUUUUUCACUUUUGGCAUUUUUAUAAGCUACUUAAUAAUGAUCAAAAAUUAGGAAUUGGAUUUGUGCAAACAUGAAGAAAUCUAUUAUGCUGGCUUCCAAAUUUUAAGAUAUAUGCCAAAGAAAAUUUUGACCCAAACCAUUUGUCUUAAAUUAAGGGGCAACUGAAAGGUGAUUGCAACAUUUGGUUAAUAUGUCUUUCUUUUUCUUUUUCCAGCUUUCUACUUGCCUCAAUGAGAACAGGAACAUAAACUAUGACCUAGGGGUUUCUGUUGGAUACUUGGCAAUUAGAAUGGAGGAAGAAAAACAAAGACAUGUUUUCCAUUUUUUCUUACUUGUCAAAACAAUAUUACUUUUGUCUUUUUAAUCUUACAGUUUUAACUGAUUAAACCUUUAAAGGAAGAAGUGAAUUCUGUCUAAGAUCGAGAAACACUUAACAUAUGAGUAUUUUGCUAUGACUACCUUUUAAAUCUCCAUUUAUACUUUUUUACUAAGACUGAAAUCUUGACUUUUACUAUUGCCUGUGAAAGAAGGCUUUAUCUAUUUUCUUUACUUGGCAUUAUAUCACGCUCUUUAAAACCUGAGAAUGCUGGUCUUGAGAGAGAUAUGGGGAAAGAUAAAAGAAUGCUGUCUAUCUUGUGGUUGCUUAGAAAGUAUUUCCAUAGUCAAUGAUGGUUGAAUAGGUAACCUAAGGCCUAUGAACCUGAAUUCCUUUAUGGCUAAUACUGUUAAGCAAGAAUGCAGUACACAGUUGGCCAAAGUGUGGAUUUAUUUCAAUAAACUCAACUUAAAAAGUUUAAA
Molecule: messenger RNA, 2243 nt
Organism: Artibeus jamaicensis (Jamaican fruit-eating bat)
Lineage: Eukaryota; Metazoa; Chordata; Mammalia; Chiroptera; Phyllostomidae
Gene: SELENOP
Product: selenoprotein P
Exons: 5
Biological process (GO): selenium compound metabolic process
Cellular component (GO): extracellular region
Molecular function (GO): selenium binding
Source: RefSeq, a predicted model, not a curated record